This is a messenger RNA of Cryptosporidium muris RN66, 513 nucleotides long. RefSeq lists its product as uncharacterized. Gene Ontology annotation, cellular component: U2-type spliceosomal complex; RES complex. Bases 1 to 513 code for a protein of 170 amino acids. Gene Ontology annotation, molecular function: RNA binding. Gene Ontology annotation, biological process: mRNA splicing, via spliceosome. NCBI's taxonomy places the organism in Eukaryota, Apicomplexa, Conoidasida, Eucoccidiorida, Cryptosporidiidae. The transcript has a single exon. The record is from RefSeq and is a predicted model, not a curated record.
AUGACCUAUAAAACUGUAGCUAUCUAUAGAGAUAAUGAAGGAAAGCGAAUUGACGAGGAAAUAUGGCUGAAUGAGCGUAUUAAAAAAAAGAAGCAGAAGUUAAAGGAAAGUAAGGUAACUAUUCAAAAAGAUUUGCCAUGGUCUACCGGAAUUAUUCAACAAAAAAGGCUAGAGAAAGUAUUGAAUAGCAAAGAAGUUCCUCACGAACAAUUUAUAAGAUUUGAUGGUAAUAAAUCAAUUGACGAGGAACUUCGCAAUAAAGUUUAUUGGGAUGAUCCUUUAUUCUUAAUUAAUAGCAAAUUAGUGAAUUUAAAUUCGGAUAAGAAGAUGAUUUCACCAAAUAAUGCAAUAAAAAGGUUGAAAUGUAGAUUUCUAUCUCCACAGAAUAGGUUUGGAAUAGAGGCUGGAUAUAGAUGGGAUGGUGUGAUUAGAGGAAAUGGUUAUGAGGAAAAAUUACUACUUAGAUUAAAUAAUAAGGAGGAUAGAUUUAGUGUACUUGGUGACUUUGAGUGA